This is a messenger RNA of Pleuronectes platessa (European plaice), 2486 nucleotides long. RefSeq names its product heat shock transcription factor 1 (gene hsf1). NCBI's taxonomy places the organism in Eukaryota, Metazoa, Chordata, Actinopteri, Pleuronectiformes, Pleuronectidae. Gene Ontology annotation, biological process: regulation of DNA-templated transcription. The record is from RefSeq and is a predicted model, not a curated record. Gene Ontology annotation, molecular function: DNA-binding transcription factor activity; sequence-specific DNA binding. The coding region runs from base 262 to 1875 and encodes 537 amino acids. The transcript has 15 exons.
UUUUCGUUACGCAGUUGUUACUCUGAUGGGAUUUGUUGUAAUUUGCCUUCGGAGUUUCCGUUAAAAGAACCUUUAACGAGCCCCACGCAGACCUGCAGAGCCCCGCACAGCCCGCACCACCCGCACUGCCCCGCGGCUCACCGAGGCACAGCUGCUGGUUCUGGAGUUCUGCUGUUGCUCGCAGGAUGCUAACAGUUAGCAUCGCUAGCUCAGAUUAACUGCAGUCUUUAAUAGUCCUGGGUGCGUUGGGUUGUUUUCUCCAUGGAGCUUCCCGGAGGAGGAGCGGUGCUGCCCGGUGGGAACGUCCCGGCCUUCCUCAACAAACUGUGGACCCUGGUGGAGGACCCGGACACCGACCCGCUCAUCUGCUGGAGCCCGAGUGGAACCAGCUUCCAUGUUUUUGACCAGGGUCACUUCUCGAAAGAAGUUCUACCCAAGUUCUUCAAACACAACAACAUGGCCAGCUUCAUUAGACAGCUGAACAUGUAUGGCUUCCGUAAAGUGGUGCACAUCGAGCACAGUGGUUUAGUGAAACCAGAGAGAGAUGACACCGAGUUCCAACAUCCGUUCUUCAUCAGAGGACAAGAACACCUGCUGGAGAACAUCAAACGCAAAGUCACUAACGUGUCCUCGUCAGUGCGUCAGGAGGAAGUGAAGGUCUCCACAGAUGAAGUGAGUAAGAUCCUGACCGACGUCCAGCUGAUGAAGGGAAAACAGGAAACCAUCGACUCUAGGAUCGUUGCCAUGAAACAUGAAAAUGAGGCUCUGUGGAGGGAGGUGGCCAGUCUGAGACAGAAACACACUCAGCAACAGAAAGUCGUCAACAAGUUGAUCCAGUUUCUGGUGUCUCUCAUCCAAACCAACAGGAUCCUGGGAGUCAAGAGGAAGAUUCCUCUGAUGCUGAAUGACUCUAGCUCCGCCCACCCCUUGCCUAAGUACAGUCGACAGUUCUCAUUGGAGCACAUGCAGGCUACAGCCAAUCUGUUCUCAGCUGACUCCCCUGUGUCCUCUGGGCCAAUCAUCUCUGACGUCACAGAGGUGGCCGAACCCAUCUUGGAGGAUGCAGCCACCUCUGACAUCACAGAGGUGGCCGAACCAAUCUGGGAGGACGCAGCCACUGACUGGACGGACGCAGGAGAGAACCAAUUCAUUAACAUCAAAGAGGAGCCAGCAAGUCCUGAGGUGGAGGUGUGUCCUGUUCUGGAAGGUGGGGCUUCACCUGUAGACACACCCCUCUCCCCCACCACUUUCAUCAAUUCCAUCCUACAGGACAAUGAGACGCAGCCGACCGCCAACACCUCCACCGCUUCGCCAGCCAUUGUUCUGGGCUCCUCUGGGCCCCUCCCACCGUCACCAACCGGCCAAUCACCUCCCUCCAUUCUCACCUCCAACUGCAGUCCAGCCACUGCUCAGCAGAAGUGUCAGACGCUCGCCUGCAUCGACCGACCCCUCCCCCCUCCCUCUGCAGGUGGAUUCUCUCCAGACGUGUGGCGCUUCGUCUCAUCACAACCUGACAAGUCUGAACUGUUGGACCAUGUGGACACUAUGGAGAACAGUCUAGAAAACCUACAGAACAUCCUCAAUACACAAAACUUCACCUUCGACACAUCCCCCAUCAUCGAGUUUCUCAGUUCACCCUGUGCCACUGGAGACUUUGACCUGGACUGUUUGGACAAUCUGCUGGCUGAAGACGCUCCGAAAGGAAGUGAUGGAAGCAGCGACACAGGGAAACAGCUGGUGCAGUACUCUGCCACACCUCUGCUGGCGUCAGCUGACCUGCCGUCCCUGCUGGAGCUGGAGGCGGAGCGUUUCCUCACGUCAGACCCGUCCCCUGAUGAGCUGUUGAGCCACGCCCACCUGGACUCGAACCUUUGACAACGUGCAGACACGUGAGGACUCAUCCGUAACCAUGGCAGCAGGACAAUCAGCACUGACUGCGCAGCAGCAAGAGACAAUGAGGACAUCCUGAGACAAUGAGGACGUCCUCGACCAGCUGUAGCUCAGUCGCUCAGAGCUUUUUAGAAUGCAGUUGUUAUUGAUCUUUAUUAUUCUUAUAGACCUGCGUCCUCCUCUGCUUUGAUUUUAGCUUUGUUUAUUAUUUUAGCUGUUUGCUGCUUUUAUUAAAAUGUUUGUUUGACGCUCUCAGCGAACCAGGGUCAUGUGUGUACCUGCCCGUCCAAUGAGAAACAGCUCUGAGCUCAGUGAUGUCACAUGGACAGGUGAGGAAGGAUCAUGGGAUCCAGCUGUUCCGUGUUCUGCAUGUUCAAGUCAGAUUUAGUUUGUCUUUGUUUUCAUGUAUAAGAUAUAGAUUCAAUGAGAAGAAUCUGUAUAUUUUUGGAAAAGUUUAUUAUGAAUGAGAACCCCCCCCCCCUCCCUCAAAUCACCUCUGUCACCAUGGAAGCAGAUUGAAGGAUCUGAUCGACCAGAUAUCAGCCAUGUUGUUGUUGAUUGAUCCACAUUAAACAGUUAAUGACUUUGCUCUCGUA